Messenger RNA from Megalopta genalis, 3404 nucleotides. It is a transcript of the gene ple, whose product is annotated as tyrosine hydroxylase ple. Gene Ontology annotation, cellular component: axon; perikaryon; cytoplasm. Lineage: Eukaryota; Metazoa; Arthropoda; Insecta; Hymenoptera; Halictidae. Gene Ontology annotation, biological process: dopamine biosynthetic process from tyrosine. Gene Ontology annotation, molecular function: iron ion binding; tyrosine 3-monooxygenase activity. The record is from RefSeq and is a predicted model, not a curated record.
UAGGCGCAUUCGCUCGCACGCUUCGUCCAAAGCGGACUUCCACGAGAGGGAUCCGUUGUCAUCAUCUUCAGCGUCGCCGCCGCCGUUGUUGUUGUCGCAGCUGUCAUCGACGAGCCGCAUCCGACAAACGGAGCCUGUUGGGAAACGCCCGCGUCUUGGGAUACCGACAGUCGUUGAAGAACGCCUUCGACCGAGGAAUUGUUUUCGUGGCUCCAUCGGUGAUCCUCUACGUCGGUUCGCUCGCCGUAGACAGCAGUGAAAAGCUCAGGCGAUCCUUGUUGCUCACGUACUUCCGGUUCCCCGAGGAACGAGACCGAGGAGACGAGCAUCUCGAACCGAGGCUUGAAGAGUUUUCGCAAAGAAGAACAAUACGGCGGAUAUGAUGGCUGUCGCAGCGGCGCAAAAGAACCGCGAGAUGUUCGCUAUCAAGAAGUCUUACAGCAUCGAGAACGGAUAUCCGGCGAGACGACGAUCUCUCGUGGAUGAUGCUCGAUUCGAGUCUUUGGUUGUGAAGCAGACUAAGCAAAGCGUUUUGGAGGAAGCCCGUCAACGCACUAAUGAUUCGGAAUCAGACCACCAGACCGAAGUCACAGUUUCGAGCGACGACGAGCAAGUGGAGACGCUGCUUUGCGCCGCCAAGAACGGAGAGGCGAAAGCGGAAGUUUCGUCGGACAGUGACACUAAACCGGACGAGGACUAUGACGAUGAUGCCGGAUUGACCGAAGAGGAAGUGGUGCUGAUGAAGACCAUCGCCGAGAGUCCAGAGAGCGAGCACGCGGUGCAGAAAGCGGCGCUUGUGUUGCGUCUGCGAGAAGGGAUCGGGUCCUUGGCUAGGAUCUUGAAGACGAUCGAGAACUUCAAGGGCAUGGUGACCCACGUUGAGUCUAGACCGUCGAAGCGAGAGGGCCAGCAAUUCGACGUGCUGGUCAAAGUCGACAUGAGCAAGCAAUGCCUGCUGCAGCUGAUCAGAAACCUCCGGCAGAGUUCCGCGUUGGACGGCGUCAGCCUGCUCGCGGACAACUCCGUCAGCAUCAAAGAUCCGUGGUUCCCGCGUCACGCCUCCGACCUUGACAACUGCAACCACCUGAUGACCAAAUACGAACCGGAUCUCGACAUGAACCAUCCCGGCUUCGCCGACAAGGAGUACCGCGCUCGCAGGAAAGUGAUCGCCGAGAUCGCUUUCGCUUACAAGUACGGAGACCCGAUACCCAACAUUCCUUACACCGAGACGGAGGUCGAGACGUGGAAGCGCGUGUUCGACACCGUCGUCGAGCUGAUUCCCAAGCACGCUUGCGUAGAGUACCAGAGAGUCUUCAAGAAGCUGCAGGAGGAAAAGAUCUUCGAGGCUAACCGUAUACCUCAGCUGCAAGAGGUCAGCGAUUUCCUGAAGAAGAACACGGGAUUCACUUUGCGACCCGCGGCCGGGCUGCUCACCGCCAGAGAUUUCUUGUCUAGUCUCGCGUUCAGGGUGUUCCAGAGCACCCAGUACAUUCGCCAUAUCAAAACACCGUUCCAUACGCCGGAACCAGACUGCAUCCACGAGCUGUUGGGACACAUGCCACUGAUGGCCGACCCAAGCUUUGCUCAAUUCUCCCAAGAGAUCGGUCUCGCGUCGCUCGGUGCUUCCGACGAGGAGAUCGAGAAACUGUCCACCAUCUACUGGUUCACAGUUGAAUUUGGCCUUUGCAAGGAGGGUCAGGAGGUGAAAGCAUACGGCGCAGGCCUUCUGUCAGCGUACGGCGAGCUGCUUCACGCGCUCAGCGACAAAUGCGAGCGUAGACCAUUCGAGCCGCAAACCACGGCGGUUCAGAAAUACCAAGAUCAAGAAUACCAGCCGAUAUACUUCGUCGCGGAGAGCUUCGAGGACGCCAAAGAGAAAUUCCGUCGCUGGGUGGCCACCAUGAGCCGACCGUUCGAGGUGCGAUACGAUCCUCAUACUCAACGGGUGGAGGUGCUCGAUAGCGUCGACAGGCUGGAGAAUCUUGUGUCUCAGAUGAACACCGAGAUGACACAUCUUACGAACGCCAUCAACAAAAUCAAGAAGUCUUUCGCGUAAGUCCCGCGGAAGGAGCCCAUCCCCAUGACACGAAACGGUUGUUUCUUUCGCGAAUCGUCGAGCUUUACGAUCGAUCUUCGAUGUGAUCUAGAUAAUUACGAUGCUUCUAGUGAUUGUUCAAAGAAUUCUACCGUGGAUCAUGAAAUUCAAAGUUUCUAUCGCAACCUAUCAUCGAGUCGAGGAGAAUCGCGAGCUAGUACAUUGUAUCUUAAUCGAAUUGUGAAUAUUUCUUUGGGAGGACGUCGCGGUCUCGAGACAGGCUCGGCGAAGCACGUCAUUUCAUCCUUCGGUCGUCAUUCUUCUUCGGCAUCGAAUCGUUCUCACUCUGUGUAUAAAGUCGUCCAUUCACACAUAAUCGUACGCACGUGCGCGUGGCAAGCCUCUGUCGGUUCACGUUAGAGUUUUCGAGGUCGAAUUGAUUUCUCGCGACACUGGACGCGAAAUCUCGUGUCAUUCCUUGAACAGAAAAAGUAUUACCGAAGAACACUGUGCGUCGAAGUAUUAUAUUACUCCUAGCAAUAAAUUACCAAUAACAUAUUACCUCGAGCGUGAACGAUCUUACCGUAGAACCAAUCACGCGCAUAUGUGUACGCGUUUCAUUGUUUUCUUACAUUAUACAUAGUAUAUUUUAUUUUAUCGUAGUAUUUCAUAUUAUUAUUAUUAUUAUUAUUAUUAUUAAUAUUAUUAUUAUUAUAUAUGAAAGUUAAAGUAUUCACUACUGCGUGUCAAAUUGCUUCGUGUAGGCAAACGAUGAAUAUCCACCGCGAUAGAAAAGUAUUUUUCCGCAUCGUCUACACUUAGUUUAGCUGUGUCGCAAGACGACUAGUAUUAAAAGACAAAGUAGGUCGUUUAUUUUUGAGAAUCGUUAACGAAACCAUCAACUUCUUGGGAAACGCGAUCAUCUCUAGCGGUCGUGACAAGCAUUCUUAAGGGAACAACAAUCGCAGGUCCAACAUCUACGAAGUUUCGUUGCCUUUCCUAUAUCUCUCUUUCUGUAUAUUUUAGUUCCAAUGAUCUGCCUAAUAGCUGAGACUGGGCGACGAAAUAGCAUGUUGUUUCCCGAGGAACUUGUUGCCAUUCACGAAUUUGCUUCGAUAGCGAAGCGACAAAGUGUUGUAUUAGAAAACGCACUGUCUAGCGUGUAGUGCGAGUCCUUGCUUGUGCACCCCCUGCACUUUCUCCCAUCGCUAACUCGUACCAAAUACUUUUCCGAGUUCGUAUUAACGCGCGCGCCAUUUUCAUGCUUGCUCAGCCGUAGAAAAUUAUUAGCGCGCGCACAUACUAGAUUUCCUUUGUAUGAUAUUGUAAAGUACUCAGAGCAUAAUAAAAACCUAAGAUAUGAAUCUUA